This is a messenger RNA of Drosophila bipectinata, 2040 nucleotides long. RefSeq names its product transmembrane 9 superfamily protein member 3 (gene TM9SF3). The record is from RefSeq and is a predicted model, not a curated record. Gene Ontology annotation, biological process: protein localization to membrane. NCBI's taxonomy places the organism in Eukaryota, Metazoa, Arthropoda, Insecta, Diptera, Drosophilidae. Gene Ontology annotation, cellular component: membrane.
ACUAUCCGGCAAAUUAUUGUUUGCUACUUUUUGGCAGGAUUGGGACUCCCCUCGGGCAAGCGAAGCAUAGCACCUGUCCGCCGGCAGAGCGAGAGAACGUAAACGGUACCUGGGACAGACCCCCGCACGCAGAAAACCCCCCUUGAACGAUGGGCCCCAGCCGAAUCAGCAGCUCCACGGUGGCUCGGCAGCAGCGGCAGUUCCAUGCCAUUUGUUUAUGUCUGCUUGUUGUUGGCAGCUGCUACGUGUCGCAGUCUCAGGCAGAUGAGCACAAUCACAAGUACAACGAUCGGGACGAGGUGGUGCUAUGGAUGAACACGGUGGGUCCUUAUCACAAUCGCCAGGAGACCUACGCCUACUUCUCCCUGCCCUUCUGCAGUGGCCAAAAGUCCUCCAUCUCGCAUUAUCAUGAGACUCUAAGCGAGGCCCUUCAAGGAGUGGAACUGGAGUUCAGUGGCUACGAGAUGGGAUUCAAGACCGAUGUCUCUCGAAGUAUUAUCUGCAUGGUGUCCCUGACGGAAGAGAGCACUAAGGCCUUUACCUAUGCGGUGAAGAACGAGUACUGGUACCAGAUGUACAUCGAUGGUCUGCCCAUUUGGGGAAAAGUGGGUGAACGGGACGAGCGGGAUGGCAAGUUCUAUAUAUUUACGCACAAGAAGUUCGAUAUCGGCUACAAUGGCCAGCAGAUUGUCGACAUCACUCUGACCACGGAAGCCAAGGAGGAGCUCAAGGCCGGAGCGCAUAUUAAUUUCUCCUACGAAGUCAAUUGGAAGCCCAGCACGGUGGAAUUCAAGAACCGAUUCGACAAGUACCUAGACCCCAACUUUUUCCAGCACAGGAUCCACUGGUUCAGCAUCUUCAACAGCUUCAUGAUGGUAAUCUUCCUGGUGGGCCUUGUGUCCAUGAUCCUUAUGCGUACCCUGCGCAAGGAUUACGCCCGGUACAGCAAGGACGAGGAGGUGGAUGAUAUGGAACGCGAUCUGGGUGAUGAGUAUGGUUGGAAACAGGUCCAUGGCGACGUUUUCCGAUCGCCCCCAAACACUCUGCUCUUUUCGGCUUUGGUCGGAGCAGGUUAUCAACUAAUAUCUGUAGUCUUUUGCGUCAUCAUGUUCGCCAUAGUGGGAGAGCUGUACACGGAACGCGGUUCCAUGCUAUCCACGGCGAUCUUUGUUUAUGCAGCCACCUCGCCGAUUAAUGGCUACUUUGGAGGAUCAUUGUAUGCCCGACUAGGCGGACGUUUGUGGAUCCGUCAGAUGCUGGUCUCCGCUUUCACGGUACCCGUUGCUGUCUGUGGUACGGCGUUCCUGAUCAACUUUAUCGCCAUUGGAUACCAUGCCUCCAGAGCGAUUCCCUUCGGCACCAUGGUGGCGGUUACGUGCAUCUGCUUGUUCGUGAUUCUGCCCCUUACCCUGGUGGGCACUGUUGUGGGCCGCAAUCUCGAUGGCCAGCCGGACUUCCCGUGUCGCGUAAAUGCAGUGCCGCGUCCUAUUCCCGAGAAGAAGUGGUACAUGGAGCCGUUGAUUAUCGUGCUACUUGGUGGCGUUCUACCAUUUGGUUCAAUUUUCAUUGAGAUGUACUUUAUUUUCACCUCCUUCUGGGCAUACAAGAUCUACUAUGUCUACGGAUUCAUGUUGCUGGUGUUCACCAUUCUGACAGUGGUCACCGUCUGUGUGACCAUUGUGUGCACUUACUUCCUGCUGAACGCCGAGGACUACCGAUGGCAGUGGACGAGUUUCAUGGCGGCGGGUUCCACCUCUAUUUACGUUUAUGCCUACUCGUUCUACUACUUUUUCUUUAAGACCAAAAUGUUUGGUCUCUUCCAAACGGCGUUCUACUUUGGCUACAUGGCUCUAUUCAGCGGCGCCUUGGGUAUCAUCUGCGGCACCGUCGGCUAUGUGGGCACGAAUCUCUUCGUGCGCAAAAUCUAUUCCAAUGUGAAAAUAGACUAAGAGUCCUGUGACUUGAUGCACCCCGCUCCCUGUCCCAGAUCUGUAUAUCAUCCAAAACGAUUUACACUUGUAUUUAUUGAGUAGCGAUUUA